CGUCCGUACACCUUCUGAGACCCUUCACCUUCCCUCCCCCUCGUAAGAUCAACUAUCAUAUUCUCUCCUUCCGUCUCGAUCUCUCUGCUCAACUCUAUUUCUCGAGAAAAAGGAUUUUCCUGUCGGAGAGAGAGGGGAGUGAUAGGAAGAAAUGGAUGAUAGCUGUGCCGUCUGCGCAGACAAUCUCGAGUGGGUUGCGUAUGGAUCUUGCGGUCACCGUGAGGUUUGCACCACAUGCGUCGUUCGUCUCCGUUUCAUCUGCGGUGAUCGCCGCUGCUGUAUCUGCAAAACCGAGUCCCCUUUCAUCUUCGUCACCAAGGCUUUGGGUGACUAUACUCGGACGAUCAACGACUUCUCCACAUUUCCAUCAGAGCGGAAGGAUGGCAGGAUAGGAUCUUUCUGGUAUCAUGAAGACACUCAAGCUUUCUUUGACGACUUGGACCAGUUCAUGAUGAUCAAGGCAAUGUGCAGACUCUCUUGCAGUGUUUGCGACAAAGCAGAGAGACAAUCAAAGGAAGGGCCGAAGCAUCAUGUUCGGUUUAAGAGCGUGGAACAGUUGAAGGGUCAUUUAUACCAUCGCCAUGAACUUCAUAUGUGUAGUUUAUGCCUCGAAGGGCGGAAGGUAUUUAUUUGUGAACAAAAGCUGUAUACCAGAGCACAACUGGACCAGCACAUUAGCACGGGGGAUUCGGAAGUUGAUGGAAAUGAGAACGAAAGAGGGGGAUUCACUGGUCAUCCUAUGUGUGAAUUCUGUAGGAACCCGUUUUAUGGUGAUAAUGAACUAUAUACACACAUGUCUACAGAGCACUACACAUGUCAUAUAUGCCAAAGGGUGCAUCCGGGAAAAUAUGAAUACUACAGAAACUACGAGCACUUGGAGAUGCAUUUCCGCGGAGACCAUUUCCUAUGUGAGGAUGAUUCCUGCCUUGUUAAGAAGUUUAUCGUCUUCCAUAAUGAAGCGGAAUUAAAAAGGCAUAAUACUGUUGAACAUGGAGGUAAAAUGUCCAGGUCUCAGCGAAGUGCUGCAUUACAGAUACCAACUAGCUUUCGGUACCACAGAGGAAGUGAACGAGAAAAUCGUCAUGAGCCUUCUGGUGAUGAUGAUGAUUUUGUUGCAGCCAUUCAGGCUAGCAUGGUGACUUCCAGAGCCGAGAGUGCAAGGUUAGUACAGACAGCAUCCUCUAAUGCACCUGGUUUCUCCGAGUAUUCAGCCACUGGAAAUGUUCAUCCUCUCACUCAACCAUUUGAAACUCUUGGAGAAUCUUCAUUUCCUCCUCUCUCUGUGCAAGCAAGCAAUGGUCAAUCGAGAUCCGGACAGAACUUGGGGAGUUUGCCCAAUAACACCAUGGCUGCUCGUCUGAGACAUCAAAAAAAUAGAAGCAGUACAACGACUAGUCCUUCUCCAGCUUGGCCUGCAAGAAAUGGCCAUGGCCCAGUGCUAGCAUCUAGUACAAUAGCUGGGAAUUCUGCUGCUGCUUGGCCUGCGGUAUGUCAUGGGCGUCUACAAUCUUCUACAUCUAGGCUGCCUGCAAUUUCACGGGAUGCCGAUAGUGGCCACAUAUCUGUUCGGGGAAACUCGUCAGGUUCCACACGGAAUUCAGGCAAUAUGAAUAGGAUUACCCACUUUUCCUCAGCACUUAAUCUUUCUGAAACGAGGCUAUUACUAAAGCCUUCUGAUUCUUAUUUCCCUCCAGUUGCUGCUGCCCAAAAUCGCAAGCCAUCUACCAAUUCACAAGCAUCAAACACCUCGGCACCCUCUAGGGACAGAGAUGUAAAGUAUGCCAACAAGUCUUUGGUCGAAAAAAUACGUGCUUGCCUUGGUCAUGAUGAAGACCUAUAUGUGUCAUUCAAGGACAUAUCAGGGCAGUAUCGGCACGGUUUGGUGGAUGCAGAAACUUACUUGGACUAUGUGAAGGGCUUUGGCUUGUCUGAUUUAGUUCUUGAUUUGGCUAGAUUGUGCCCUGACCCUAAAAAGCAGAAAGAGCUCAUCGAUACCCACAAUUCCGUUUUGAGAGGAGUCGAACCGCGGGAGAAUGGUGGAUGGGCGAAAGAUAAAGGGAAAGGUGUGAAGGUUGAAAGCAGUAGCAACUCGAGGGAUGGGGUAUUAGCCGAUAGCUUUGUGGACUUGGUCAGGAGGUUGCAGUCUUCUUACAGACCUCAGGACGAAGAUGCAGAAGAGCCGAUAUCCAAAGACGAGGAUAACUACGGCCCGGGGAAAUCCGAAAGCCAGAAGGAUACCUCGUCAAGGGGAUUAAAAAAGAGCAAGCAGAGGAAGAAGAAGACGUCGAAAUUUCACAGAGUAAGGCUAGGUGAGGGAUCAAAGGCUGCAUUACUCGAUCUAAGGAAUUCGGACAGGGGGGCUGAACCAGAGUCAAAGGAAGACAACUCCAACAGAAAUGGCACACAGAACCCUCCUACUGGCGGGGUUUGGCGGAAAGGGGAGGUUUAAAAUUCUUCACCUGAACUCUUCCAAUGUUUAAGCUGUAUUGCUUUCACGUUGAUAUUAGACUGCAGAAAUUUUGCAAUGGCAUUUUGUGGCCACUUGUCUUUCUUUUGAAAAAAAAAAAAAUUGGUAGCAGACCGAGUUUACAGACGGAAGCAGAGGAAACCAUUUUUUUUUUUGUCUU
Tarenaya hassleriana is the source of this 2627-nucleotide messenger RNA. RefSeq names its product zinc finger protein 598-like. Gene Ontology annotation, biological process: rescue of stalled cytosolic ribosome; protein ubiquitination. The transcript is spliced from 7 exons. The record is from RefSeq and is a predicted model, not a curated record. Bases 152 to 2449 code for a protein of 765 amino acids. Gene Ontology annotation, molecular function: ubiquitin protein ligase activity; ribosome binding. NCBI's taxonomy places the organism in Eukaryota, Viridiplantae, Streptophyta, Magnoliopsida, Brassicales, Cleomaceae.